UGCUGAAGAGGAAGCAGACAUCUGUAUCAGCCCAUCCCCCAUAACGGAGCAUCAGGAAGACUAGUUGAAACUCCGAGAGGAAGAACAACAGGCCUAGCGGAGGCUGCUAACACGCCCCUCUAAUCGAGCCAUGGAGGAAAAUCAUGGAAUUACACCGAGAUGCGGAGCGAUCGCAGGUCAUGGUAAUCUUGCCUGUUCCCGAUGGUACUGAGGAUCGGUAACGUAUUACGAAAAUGUCUUUGGACUGUGUGUGUACUGAUGAGCAUUGCAGGGCGAGCCGUCGUUUAUGCGGAGCUGUUUAUGUUAGUCGGUGAUGGAAAAUGGCUUAUUCCCAGGGACAGCUGGGUUUUAUAUACGCCAUGCCUUUCAUAUUGCUGAAUGUGGUAGGCCUAGCGGUAGGACAGAUAAGGUACGCUAUUCAGGAGGAAAAAGAGCACGGGGCGUUUGUUGGAAAUAUUGCUAACGAUUUAGGAUUAGAUCUGAGAAAAUUAGCUGCCCGGGGAGUGAGGGUUACGUCCAGCUCCAGCAAACAGUACCUGGAUAUUAACCUGGGGAACGGCGUGUUGUUUGUCAAUGAAAGGAUAGACAGGGAAACUUUGUGCGAAGCCAGUGCCUCCUGUUUCUUAAACAUGGAAGUCGUUAUUGAGAAUCCGAUAGAAGUGCACAGCAUCGAAGUGGAAAUAUUAGAUGUAAAUGAUAAUGCUCCCGAAUUCCCAAGGAAGGAUUAUUAUUUGGAAAUAAGUGAAUCUGCUGUUCCUGGUGCGCGUUUCCCAGUGGAGAGCGCACAGGAUCCUGACGUAGGGACCAAUUCCAUCCGUACAUAUAGAUUAAGCCAAAACAAUUAUUUUACCCUAGACACAAAGGCUGUUAGCGAGAAUAGUAAAUUCAUUGAGCUGGUUCUUAAAAAGGCUUUAGACCGAGAAACAACAUCGCUUCACGAAUUGGUGUUAACGGCAAUAGACGGUGGAAGCCCACCGAAGUCGGGCACGGCUCAGGUUACGGUACGAGUCAGAGACAUCAAUGAUAAUGCCCCCUUUUUUGAUAAAUCUACAUAUAAAGUAAGUUUGUUAGAAAGCGCACCCCUGGGGUCCCUGGUGAUAAAGCUUAAUGCCACUGAUCUGGAUGAAGGUUCCAACAGUGACGUGCUGUACUCUUUCAGCAGCUAUACCCCGGAAAGAGUUAGGCAGCUGUUCAGUGUAGACAGCACUACAGGCGAAGUUAGGGUUAAUGGGACAUUGAAUUAUGAAGAAGCUACUUUCUAUGAGAUUUAUAUGCAAGCAACAGAUAAAGGUGCAGUAUCAAUGGCAGGGCACUGCAAAGUUCUGGUGGAGCUAAUAGAUGUCAAUGACAAUGCCCCUGAAUUAACACUGACCUCCCUGUACAGUCCUGUCCCAGAAAAUGCACAACCUGAAACAGUGGUGGCCUUGCUGAGUGCAACUGACCAGGAUUCUGGGCAAAACCAGCAGCUGACACUCACCAUACCAUCAAACCUGCCUUUCAAAUUGAAACCAUUUAAAAACUCUUACACUCUGGUAACUGAUGGGUACUUGGACCGGGAAAGUGUACAGGAGUAUAAUAUUACUGUCACUGCAAGAGAUGCAGGGAUUCCUCCUUUAUCCACCAGUAAGACAAUUUUUCUGGAAGUUUCAGAUAUAAAUGACAAUCCCCCUUUGUUUGAACAAAGUUCCUAUUCUGUGUAUGUGAAUGAGAAUAAUGCACCAGGAAUUUCUCUCUACACCAUAAAAGCACUUGACAAGGAUGCUAAUGAAAAUGCAUAUAUUUCAUAUUCCCUGCUUAAAAGACAAAUUGAAGGGUUACCAGUCUCUUCUUAUGUGUCAGUAAACUCUGAUACUGGUGACAUCUAUGCAGCUCAGUCAUUUGACUAUGAAAAACUAAGAGAGUUUCAGUUUGAGAUCCAAGCACUGGAUGCUGGGAAUCCACCACUUAGCAGCACGGCCACUGUUAAUGUGUAUGUUAUGGAUAAGAAUGACAAUGCACCAGUAAUUCUGUACCCAUCCUCUGCAAAUGGAUCCAUAGCUUUGGAAAUGAUUCCUCGGUCAGCUGAUGCAGGAUUUUUAGUCACCAAGGUGAUAGCCAUUGAUGCAGAUUCUGGGCAGAAUGCGUGGCUCUUCUAUGAGCUGCUUACAGCAACGGAUCCAAAUCUAUUCAAAAUGGACUUGCACACAGGGGAAAUAAGGACUACUCGCAAGCUCGGAGAGGAAAAUACUACUUCUUAUAGCUUGACUGUUCUCAUAAGAGACAAUGGGGAACCAUCUCUCUCUGCUACAGCUUCUGUGUCUGUGGUCGUAGUGGAGAGGGUUGCAAAGAUAAUCCCCAAUUCCAGAAGACAUUACAAACAACCUAAGAACUAUUCUGAUUUAACACUUUAUUUGAUAAUUGCUUUGACUUCCAUUUCCUUUAUUUUUCUUUUGACUGUUGUCGUUAUUGCUGCCAUCAAGUGCCAUAGAUACAGUACGUAUGGAGAGCCCUGUUGCAUGGACUCAUGCUGUUACAGGGAAAGGUAUUCAGCAGAGAUGUACAAACAAGCCAAUAACAACGUUUCUUCAGUGAUGCAUCGUGACCUCAAGGGCCAGCCCCGCUUCAUAGAGGUGAGAGGAAAUGGGUCUAUUUCUAAGACUUAUUGCUAUAAAGCAUGCCUCACAUCAGGAUCUGGGAGUGAUACCUUCAUGUUUUAUGAUACGGCUGGGCAACUCAGAACAGCUUCCAGUGUUGUAGUAGCUGAGAGAUAUCUGACUGGGCAGAGUGGGUCAGGAGGACAAAAUAAUGUUAUCCUUUGCAGCCCAGCAUCAAAUGAG
Molecule: messenger RNA, 2816 nt
Organism: Protopterus annectens (West African lungfish)
Lineage: Eukaryota; Metazoa; Chordata; Ceratodontiformes; Protopteridae
Gene: PCDHAC2
Product: protocadherin alpha subfamily C, 2
Biological process (GO): homophilic cell-cell adhesion
Cellular component (GO): plasma membrane
Molecular function (GO): calcium ion binding
Source: RefSeq, a predicted model, not a curated record